AGUGCUUCGCGCGAUCACCGACGCGCGCGCACGUUGCCGCUCACCGUUCGAGUCGACAACAACGAAUCCAUUGCGCACACAUCGGUCCCCAAAUUACGAAAUUCGAAUUUCGAAGUGGAAUACAGUGACAGUUUUGAGUGACGUUCUAAAUUGAUAAACCACCAAAUAGGUUUUACACGCGACAUUGGAUACUAGUGCGGCUUUUGUUUUCUUUGUUUAUUGUGCUUGGAGCUGUCAAAAUAUUGCACAGAUCAUAAAGUGAGGAAAUAUAUUUGAAGCCGUUACACUAUUGCUCCAAACUACAUAUGCAUCGAACAGAUACUAUCUAAGAAUACCUACCUACAUAAAAUCGAGAAAUCCACAUGAAAAUUAAAAUCCACGUACCUAGCUGACCUACAAAAGGAAAUAACCGCGCCAGAUACGAACGAAAAUCAAGAUCCAAUCAUUCGGAACUAGAACGAACGAUGACUGAUUAGACAUAAACUCAAGCCGAGCGGCGAAAGACUGUGUAAAAUUAAAAAGUAAUAAAUUAAAAAAGUAAAAUGUCACGGUCGAGCGCGCGGAGUUGAUUCGACAUUUGAAAAUGUGUGUGAGCGUCACCUAAGAUUUUAUAAAGAGUAAAAGAUGGCGCAUAAAGUUAAAAACAAUCAUUAUGUGGCGACACAUCGGUCCGGUGUGGACUCACCAUCGUCUGGUGCAUAUUUGCAUCGGGGAUCGUCCAGGGAUGAGAAUGAUAGUCACAGAGCGCCCUCUGAAAGGACCUUGUCAGAAUAUACGACGACGAUGGACGAAAGGACGCGGUCACCGUCCGGCGAGGCCCGGCACGGUAACGGCGAGGCGCGGAACGGUCGACGGCACCCGAACGGGUCGCCGCGCGCCGACUCCGGCUCAGACGUUUACGUCACCAGCGCCGCCUACCGACCUCCCUCCGAAAUCAGUCGGCAGUCUCGUGCGCCGCGCAGCGUAUAUUCGUACAGAAGCGCCGUGGCGCCAUCUGUUGCCUCAACGCAUAGAUCCAAAGUUUCCAGAAAGGCGGGUGUGAAGGUAGACGCGAUGGCGGCCCCCAACCCUUUCUGUCCUAACGUGAAGGGCAUGUGUUGCCUGAUGCUGCUGCUCAACCUGGGCCUCAUACUCGUCACUCUCGGCUUCGUUAUUGUGCUGCAAUUCUUCGAACCACUCUUUGUCUGGAUACUUGGCAUCGUGUUCCUGAUCUUCGGUUUCAUAACCCUCGUCGGUAGUCUUAUAUACUGCGUGGUACUGUGCCGGGAGAACCCCUAUCCUCGCCACCCGGAAGACUUCUACUGGACCCACCACUGGUCCAAGACUAUAGGGCCAUCAGAAAUACACUACAGUGCGAGCGAGAAACAAUACAGACAAAACGGGAACGGCGAUAGAUAUAAUAGAUAUAAUGGAAAAUAUUCAGACAGAGAAAGCACUAAAGGUUACUCUGAUAGAGAAAGCAAAUUAAGUAGGUACUAAGAAUACCUAUUUGAAUUGAGUACUAUAAAUAUUUUAAAGGACCAGUGGUCAUUUUGCCAAACGUUAUAAAAGAAGUAUGAUACAGUUGCAUC
Molecule: messenger RNA, 1571 nt
Organism: Diatraea saccharalis (sugarcane borer)
Lineage: Eukaryota; Metazoa; Arthropoda; Insecta; Lepidoptera; Crambidae
Source: the annotation of a GenBank genome assembly